GCUUCCUGUAAUAUUUCCUUAUCUCUGUAAAAAUGUUUGGAUAAGCUGCUAUGAAGAGCGAACUACGGAAUGGGGAUUCGCCGUGGCUGCCUGCCAAAAGGUCGUGCCUCGGUCGUCUGUCGUCGUUAGAGGUAUUUCUGUUCGUACUCGUCUUAUUGUUAUUGCUCGUUCUUGGAGCAGUAUUGUUUUGUUGGUUAAUUUUGCUUGAGGGAUACCGAACGUUUAACGAAGGUCUCCCGUUCUAUGCAGCCUCGUUCGAGAACUCAUCCGUUGGGGUGGAUCGGUCGGCGACGAAUCACAACGGUGUUGUGUGCACAUCACGAGAGUGCGUUACGAUAGCCGGAUUUUUGGCUGGCAAUCUCAAUGAUAAGGUGGAUCCGUGUGAUGAUUUCUACGAAUUCGCUUGCGGUAACUAUGGCCUCAACAGGAACCUACCCGCUAGUAAACCACUACGACAUACGAUUAGCGAUGUUCAAAGUAGGCUCAACAAACAAGUGAAGAGCAUAUUGCAGAUGCCGAUCUUGGACAGUGAGUCGAAAUGGGACCGGCUUGCCAAAGGCUACUACCAGAAGUGCCUAGAUGAAGAAGAGCUAGAAAAGACGGGGUUGAUAGCCAUCAAAGAUAUAGUGGAUCGAGUAGGAGGAUGGCCAGUUCUGGAGGGAGAAAAAUGGAAAGAAUGGAACUAUACCUGGGAAGAACAAUUAGCUCUAGUCAUGAAUAAAAGCGGUCUAAAUGCUGUCAUACUUGAAUUGGCUGUCACUCAUGAUCCAUCCAACAGUUCCAAUAGCGUUAUUGAGAUUGACCAGCCUAAAUGGGGAGUCGGAUCUCGAUGGCCGUAUUUGAUGGGGCCCAACGAUCCAAUGCUGAAGAAUUACACGCAUCUGAUGACUGUGACGGCUAAAGCUUUGGGGGCAGAACCAAAACUAGCUGAGCGAGAGAUGUAUGAAGCUAUGGAGCUUGAGCUAAAAUUGGUGAACUUCUCCGCUGAUGACAUGGUCCGACGAGAUCCAGACAGAGGAAAUAAUCGCUUCCAACUUUGGCAGCUGAAAACUCAAUUCCCUUUGAUAGAUUUCGAGAAAUAUAUAAUGGCAGUUUUCAAAGGCUUAGCAAAUGUGUCACAAAACCAUACGGUCAUUAUUCGGGAGGUGGACUAUUUUGCUGGCAUCCAGCAUAUCUUAACCACUACGCCAAAGAGGGUUAUAGCAAAUUACAUAACUUGGAGACUCGUUCAAGGUUUAUCACCAUUCUUACCACCAACUGCUAGAGAGCCAUUUUAUCAGUUCAAAGCAAAUCAAACUGGAAUGUUCAAUAGUCCAUCGCCUGAUCGAUGGGAAGAUUGUGUGAUGUUGUCGGUGAUUAUGAUGGAUAUGCCCGUGGGAAAGCUGUUUGUCGAGCAUUUCUUUGAACGGGAACGGGCCAUGAUUAAGAUGCGUGAACUCACUGGCUUCCUGAAAAACGAAUUCAUCAAACAACUUUAUGUGCUCGACUGGAUGGACGAGUCAACGCGACGGCGAGCCAUCGAAAAAGCUAAUAUGAUCGAGUACAAAAAUGGUUUCCCUGAAGUACUGUUCAAUGAUACAUGGAUGAAUCAACACUGGGGAAUAAUCAUUGAACCAAAGGAGUAUCUACUGCAUCUGACAAUAAGGAUAAAGCUAGCUCGGUAUGCAGAGGAGCUCAUGAGGCUCGAUCAACCAUUGGACAGAACAAUGUGGUACCAAAGCCCAGCGCAAGUGGACGCCUAUUAUGCACCAAAUAAUAACGAAAUGAUCUUUCCUGCUGGCAUCAUGCAGUUCCCAUUCCUGACCCUUGGAGUACCCAAUUAUAUCACGUAUGGAAUGGUUGGUGCUGUCAUCGGACAUGAAGUUUCACAUGCUUUCGAUGAUCAAGGUGGCAGAUAUGAUGAACUAGGCAACUUAAACGAUUGGUGGGACACGGAAACGGCUGAGAAAUUCGCUGAGAAAACGAGGUGUUUUGUCCGGCAGUAUGGAGCAGUAAAGGUGGCGGAAGCAGGAAUUCACCUCAAUGGACAGCUUAGCCUUGGCGAAAAUAUAGCAGACAAUGGAGGCGUAAAAACUGCAUUUAAUGCAUAUAAAGCCUGGCGAGCUAACACUUCUGCCGAAGAGCCAGCCCUUCCAGGUUUCCAAAAUUUCACAAGUGAACAGAUGUUCUUCCUUGCGUAUGCUAAUAACUGGUGUUCGGUGAUUCGACCAAAGCAUUACGUCCAAAUCAUCAUGACGGACGUGCAUGCGCCCAGUAAAUAUCGCGCAACGAUCCCGCUGCGAAAUCGCAUCGAAUUCGCCAAUGCGUUCCAUUGUGCCCGAGGAACACCGAUGAACCCCGAAGACAAGUGUCAGGUGUGGUAAGAAAAUCAAAGACAUGGUUAUCUUUGUCCAGCACCACCAUAGCACUUGUGACCGAAGUCGCCCAGUGAUGUACAAAUUUUUUGCAGUGCAUUUAUGUCUAAGCUUUUUCUAAUCAAUCAAUCCUUCUGAACUACUCUUCCCUAUUUUACUGUUUCUUGGUUUGAAAGUCAUUCUAGUCAUCUUCUUCACAUGUG
Messenger RNA from Cylicocyclus nassatus, 2557 nucleotides. The record is from the annotation of a GenBank genome assembly. Lineage: Eukaryota; Metazoa; Nematoda; Chromadorea; Rhabditida; Strongylidae.